AUAGCAUUGUAACUUGAUAUUUUCAGAGAAUGUACUGGCCUGGAGAUGCAAUUGUCAACAACCAAGUAGCACAAACAACUGUUUAUUCCUGUCACCGUAGUGAAGCAGCCACACAAUCUACCACUUCCUAUAGAAUAUCCAAUCUACUGAAACUCAUUCCAACAUGUCUCAACCAAGUGAUAUCCAAUCUGACGGGAUCAGUGAACAGUGUUGUGGAUUUGCACUGAACACUAUAACUUCGGUCGUUUAUUUGAGAACAUAAAUUUUUCAUUAUAUGUACAUGAUUCUUCCGUUGUUUGUCCACAUUGUAAAUUAAUCAUCAUUCAUUAUUGUCCUCAUAUUGUUAACAUCUGUUCGUGUUUUCACUGGGAAUUGUGUAAUGCUUUCAUCAGAAC
This is a messenger RNA of Schistosoma mattheei, 395 nucleotides long. The record is from the annotation of a GenBank genome assembly. Lineage: Eukaryota; Metazoa; Platyhelminthes; Trematoda; Strigeidida; Schistosomatidae.